AUAAAUAUUUGAAGCACGCCAAAAACGCGGCGUCAUUUUGUAAUCAUCUUAAAAGUAAUUUUUAAUCCAAGUUUUCCAAAGGUGAAUUUCGGCGCCAAACGAACGAGAGAGAUGUCCUUUCUGGCGAAGCUGGAAAAUUCGAACAACACCGGAACCGACGAUGAGGACUCGAGUGUGUCCGCGGGCCGGGCCAAGCCGGCGGACGCUUCGCUGCAGUCCUCGUUCAACAUCGAACCGUUCAACCCGGCCAAAAUGAAGUGGCCCCGCUGGGUGGACCGGCUGGAAAUGGCCUUUCAGCUGUUUGACAUUCCGGACUCGCGCCGGUUGGCCAUCCUGUUGCACUACAUGGGACCGGAAUCGUACGACAUCGUGGCGGACGCGUUGGCUCCGGCCAAGCCACUGUCGCGGACAUUCGACGAGAUUGUGAAGCUGCUGGAGAAUCACUACAGUCCGAACGCGCCGGAGAUUAAGGCGGUGUUCAAGUUUAUGAGCCGGAAGCAGGGUGAUGCGAGGCCGUUUGAAACGGCCGAGGAGUUUUUAGGAGCGCUGCGGAAGUUGGCCGAGGGAUGUAACUUUGGGCCGUACUUGGAGAAGGCGCUGCGGAAUCAGUUUGUGUUUGGUUUGCGGAACAAGACGACGCAGAGCAAACUGCUGGAGAUGCACGGAUUGACGUUGGCCAAGGCAAGGGAGGUCGUGGCGCAGGGACCCAGUUUUAAGGCGAAAGCGCGUGAGGUUCCGAGUCCGGUUAAGGUUUCGCGGUCUUUCCAGGAGGAGCUGGAAGCCACAGAGGAGCAUAUUUCUGACGAACAAGAAUUCUUGGGAUACAACGAGGACUCGGAGCAGUACACAUCGCCGGUACAGGUCAAGAGUUCCAAUUCGAGUCGGGCGAAGGAAAUGAACGUGGUCUACGCUAGUUCCAUUACGAUGGACGUUGAUGAAGACCAGCAGCCGAUGGCUCGUCAACCGAGAGUUUUGCUGCAGGACAUUGGUAUGUUCAAUUCUCCUUGGGAGCAAGGCCCGACCUGCAAGCGACGAUUCGUCGAAGAUCUCAACGUUACUCCCGACAUCAUCCGUCAGAUUUUGGAGAAUUGCCCCGCGAGUCAGGACGUCUUGCGCAAGAUGAGCGAUCAGAUUCCUCUGGAGAAAAACGACAAGAAUCUGAUCUGCCGCACGAUUUGCAACAACAUGAUGGGUUCGGAGGUCCGCCAGGGCAUGACCGUCAAGAUUCACGACAAGAUCCAGCUCGCCAAGGUCAUCAUCGAGGCGUAUCCCGAGCUGCAGUGCAACGAUCCGGAUCGGCCACCCGAGUCGGACUGGUUCUGGGAGUGCAACGGCGAAGAAAAGGGCGGCCACACCGGUUACAUCCAGCACUGGGUGCGCAACACCAUGUCCAAGUCGGCCAAAAGGGACUCCACACGCAAACGGCGCGUUCCGGUGCACCAUCCGGGACUGGAAGUACUCGUCCAGGAACUGCACGCCCUGCUCGAAGAACCGGAGAAUCGCGACCGCAUAUUUUCGCUCAUGACCGAAACGUUCCCGCUGCGCCAGGAGAUGCGCUUCCGCAAGAAGAUCAACGCCGAACUGGCCGCUCAGUUCCCGCAUCUGCUGCAGCACGGCGGAGAAAUGCUCGACCACGAGUUCAACCUGAUGUUUCCCGACCGUAAAACGAUUCGCACCUUUGAGUCUAUUAUUCCUUUUUGCAUGAUGCUCGAAGGAAACUUCCCCGCUAUCGAGUGCUCCGGAAUCCUGUCGAUCCUCAAGGUCAUGUGCACCCUGUCCAACACGUUCAUCAGCAACAUCACCAAACGGAACGACCCGCUCGGGCUGCACCCGAUCGAGGACUACAUCUCGGCGAUGGUUCGCUGGCGCCAGCCGGACCAGGAUCUCGACUACGUGCUCGCCAACCUGGAGGUGCCGCCGUACAUUUUCGUCGACAGUCCGGCCUUCGGGAGCGGAGACUUUCACGCCAUCAUCGAGGGCACGGCCUUCAACUGCGGGGACGACUUUUGCCGCGCGUUCGAUCUCGUGCUGAAGGCGUACAAGGUAUUUGCGUACACGUGCGACGUCCGCGCCAAGAAGGUCGUCAGCUUCUUCGACAUCUCCGUGUACAACCUGUACAAGUUCAGCCGGAUGGUCACGGUGAACGCGCUGUGCGAACGGAUGAAGGCGGCCACGGCGGUGGCCUGAGGCCGAUGUCGAUGGUUGGGAUUUGAUGUGUAGAUUAAAGCUGUUGUCCUUUCUUGAACAUGCAUAACAAUGAGUGCAUUUUUCUUUUCACGCUGUAUAAACAAAGACUAAAUACCAAUAAACUUUUCAAAAAUCGCAAA
Culex quinquefasciatus (southern house mosquito) is the source of this 2327-nucleotide messenger RNA. RefSeq lists its product as uncharacterized. The record is from RefSeq and is a predicted model, not a curated record. Lineage: Eukaryota; Metazoa; Arthropoda; Insecta; Diptera; Culicidae. The transcript is spliced from 2 exons. Bases 112 to 2187 code for a protein of 691 amino acids.